Messenger RNA from Baudoinia panamericana UAMH 10762, 1103 nucleotides. RefSeq lists its product as uncharacterized. The coding region runs from base 327 to 1103 and encodes 258 amino acids. NCBI's taxonomy places the organism in Eukaryota, Fungi, Ascomycota, Dothideomycetes, Mycosphaerellales, Teratosphaeriaceae. The transcript is spliced from 2 exons. Gene Ontology annotation, molecular function: oxidoreductase activity, acting on the CH-OH group of donors, NAD or NADP as acceptor. The record is from RefSeq and is a predicted model, not a curated record.
CUCGAUCCUCCUCUCACUGUAGCUCGUCUACUUUUCCUCCGCAAGCCCGAGCAGAACACCUCCUCAUUCACGAGCCACCGAGUGAGGGUGGAGAAAUCCACUUGGAACACGGGACACCAAGGUCUGUACGUUUCCAUGUUCCUUUAAAGCCGGACCAUUCCCAAUCCCUAUUGCUCUCGUGCUUUAGCCUCUGUUGUUGUUUACGAGAAGGUUCGCAAGGUCAUCUUCACAGCAAGUUUGGGUUGAUCGUCCUGUAAACCUUGGUCUAUCGCCUGUAUUUCUGAGAGAAUCAGAGCUACACAAGAACCCGAGGUGCCGCCCUGACGAUGCCGCGUGAAUCUGUCGAAGGUCGGACUGCUAUAGUUACAGGCUCUGCUAGAGGCAUUGGGAAGGCCAUAGCCAUCCGCUUGGCGGAAGAUGGCUACGACGUCUGUGUGAACGACAUACCCGCCAACGAGUCAGGCUGUCACGAGGUCGCUAAGCAAAUUAAGGAUAUGGGUCGCAAAUCUUGUGUCGCAAUCGCGGACGUCAGCAAGCUCAGUGAGGUCGAACAGAUGAUACAGACAAGUGUGAAGGAGUUGGGCGAUCUAAAUACAAUGAUAGCGAAUGCUGGGAUAGCUCAAGUCAAAGGCCUACUGGACCUCACCGAGCAAGACUUUGAGCGAAUGUUCCGCGUCAAUGUCUUCGGCGUUCAGAACUGCUACCAAGCCGCCGCUAAACAGCUCAUCAAACAAGGCAAUUGCAAGCCGGAUAGCCCUGGAAAGAUGAUCGCUGCCGCAAGUAUCGUUGCCUUCAAACCUUUUCCGUUGCUUUCGCACUACUCUGCUUCGAAGUGGGCGGUCCGCGGUCUCACGCAAGCAUAUGCCAUGGAGAUGGCUGAGCACAACAUUACGGUCAAUGCUUAUGGACCCGGCAUUGUCGGAACAGCGAUGUGGGACACUAUCGACGAGGAGCUAGGCAAGAAGAAGGGAGUCGCGAAAGGCGACACGAUCAAGAAGUACAGCGGUGAGCUGAUUGCGCUUGGCCGUACCAGUGUGCCAGAGGAUGUGGCGAAACUGGUAAGCUUCUUAGCCAGUCGUGACUCUGAUUACGUGACGGGAUAG